Messenger RNA from Fusarium poae, 585 nucleotides. RefSeq lists its product as uncharacterized. The transcript has a single exon. The coding region runs from base 1 to 585 and encodes 194 amino acids. Lineage: Eukaryota; Fungi; Ascomycota; Sordariomycetes; Hypocreales; Nectriaceae. The record is from RefSeq and is a predicted model, not a curated record.
AUGGAGCCUGAUAGCUCCCCGUCGUGGCAAGAAACCACGAAACCAUCGACAAGUCCCACUCAAUACUCCGAAAAGAAACGCCUCACAGGCCUGAUUUUACAUGCAAUGCUACGUAUCCUGCAGUGUAUAUUCGCAGUAGUCGUCGCGAUUCUAUACGGACUUGAUCUUCAAUCAACAACGAAGAGCCAUGCAAGGGCUGAUGCGUCUUGGGUCUACGCCGAGGUUGUAGCUACACUUUCCAUAAUAAGUUGCAUCAUGCAAUUGUUCUUCAUGACGGCUGUGUGGUACUGGUGCUUGUUGGAUGCUCUGAUCUCUGUCCUAUGGUUGGCGCAAUUUGGUGUGUUUGCUUCAUUGUUCUUAGGUGACAGUUUCAAAGACCAACUGGCGCCAACUUCGAUUGACAGGAUGCGGGCGGCGGUUUGGGUCAAUCUCGACUGUGUUGUGUUAUGGUUUGCGGCAUCAAUGUAUGGUGCUAUAGGGUGUUGUGCCCGUUUCAAGAGGUCGCGGCAGAAACGCAAGUAUGCCUGCAAAGGUUUUGGGGCAGAUGAGGAGAAACUGGCAAGCCAUGACGUGGAUAUUGACUGA